Letharia columbiana is the source of this 1110-nucleotide messenger RNA. RefSeq lists its product as uncharacterized. The coding region runs from base 1 to 1110 and encodes 369 amino acids. Lineage: Eukaryota; Fungi; Ascomycota; Lecanoromycetes; Lecanorales; Parmeliaceae. The record is from RefSeq and is a predicted model, not a curated record. Gene Ontology annotation, molecular function: nucleotide binding. The transcript is spliced from 3 exons.
AUGACUCCUACGACCUACAACGUCGCCGUCAUCGGCUAUGGCAUGUCCGCUAAAGUCUUCCAUAUCCCCCUAAUCCAAGUCAUUCCAGAGUUGAAGCUCCACGCCAUCGUCCAACGUACCCCACAGUCCCACGAUGACGCCGCGAAAGACCACGCAGGCAUCAAGAGCUAUCGCUCAAGCGAAGAGAUGGUCCAAGACUCAGAUAUUGACGUCGUGGUAGUUACGACAGCCCCAACAAGUCACUUCGAACUCGCCAAAUUAGCUCUUGAGCAUGGCAAACAUGUCGUCGUUGAAAAACCUUUCACACCCUCCUCGAAAGAAGCAAGCGAGCUCAUUGCCAUUGCAAAGAAGCAUGAUCGGCUCCUCACCGUCUACCAGAACCGCCGAUGGGAUACCGAUUUCCUGACCCUCUCAAAGCUGCUGGAGCAAGGAACACUCGGCCGCGUGGUGGAAUUUGAGACACACUUCGACCGACACAGACCUGAGGCUCCAGAUCCUGCGAGUACCUGGAAGGCAAAGUUCGUACCUGGUGGAGGGGCGGUGUACGAUUUAGGGACACACUUGAUAGAUCAGGCAGUAGUGGCUUUUGGCCUACCGGACAAAAUCACUGGAUUUGUUGGGUCCCAGCGGGAGCACAAUCCUGGGAAAGUUGAGGACUCGUGUACUGUACUGCUUCACUAUAGUAACUCCGGUUUGCUGGCAACCGUGAAAGCUGCGGUGGUGAGUCCAGAGGUUAAUCAGCUACGGUACUGGGUGCGGGGGGACAAGGGAAGCUACAAGAAGUUCCACCUCGAUCCCCAAGAGGACCACCUCAAAGCAGGCAAGAAGCCUGGUGACUCCGGUUUCGGCGUCGAAUCGAAAGAACGCGCGGGCAACUUGACGACCGUACAAGGCGGUCAGCCUAAGACGCAGACGCAUGCCAAUAUCGAGCCCGUCACAUACAGCGCAUUCUACAGCAAAUUUGCCAAGGCAUUAGCUGGGCAAGGCGAGGUGCCAGUGAAGCCUGAGACUCCAAAGGAUGUCAUUCGCUUGAUCGAGCUGGCAAGGUUGAGCUCGAAGGAAGGAAGGACACUGGAUAUCAGAGAACAUUAUGCGGAGAUAGAUGGAUAG